AUGCAAGUCAAUCAAGUUAGCUCUGAGCAAUUUCCAUCCAUUAUUGAUCUAAACGUGGGUGGCCAACUAUAUACAACAUCGCUAUCAAUCUUAGUUAAAGAUCCAAAAUCAUUGUUAGGUGCAAUGUUCAGUGGUAGACAACGUAUUGCGCGCGAUGCGCGAGGCCGUUAUUUUAUAGAUCGUGAUGGUGCACUAUUUCGUUACGUAUUAGACUAUUUACGCAAUUCGAAAUUAUGUCUGCCGGAAGAAUUUAUUGAGCGUGAAAGAUUAUUGUGUGAAGCUGAAUAUUACAAAAUUGAAGGCUUAAUUGAAGCAUUACGCGAAAAAACCAAUAUAGGGCGACAAAAAGGCAUUCUAUCAUUAAGUUAUCGUGGGACUUACGCCUUUGGACGUGAUGGAUUGGCAGAUGUUAAAUUUCGUAAAAUUCAUCGAAUUUUGGUUUGUGGUAAUGUUACUUUAACCCGUGAAGUGUUUGAAGAUACAUUAAAUGAAACGCGAGAUCCUGAUCGAAGUGAUAAUAGCUAUUCUAGUCGUUUCUACUUAAAGCAUGGCCAUUUAGAGAAAGCAUUUGAUUUGCUAGCUGAGAAGGGCUUCGAUUUAAUUGCAAGUCAUGCUGGUGGAGCUGGUCAUGAUGGUGAAUCAGAUGAAACCAAAUGGAAUCACUUUAUUGAAUAUAUAUUUCAACGCAAGUAG
Messenger RNA from Trichoplax adhaerens, 693 nucleotides. RefSeq lists its product as uncharacterized. The record is from RefSeq and is a predicted model, not a curated record. Gene Ontology annotation, molecular function: protein binding. The coding region runs from base 1 to 693 and encodes 230 amino acids. Gene Ontology annotation, biological process: protein homooligomerization. The transcript has a single exon. NCBI's taxonomy places the organism in Eukaryota, Metazoa, Placozoa, Uniplacotomia, Trichoplacea, Trichoplacidae.